This is a messenger RNA of Oncorhynchus kisutch (coho salmon), 2622 nucleotides long. Its product is annotated as ETS-related transcription factor Elf-3-like. Gene Ontology annotation, molecular function: DNA-binding transcription factor activity, RNA polymerase II-specific; sequence-specific DNA binding. The transcript has 9 exons. The coding region runs from base 232 to 1368 and encodes 378 amino acids. Gene Ontology annotation, cellular component: nucleus. The record is from RefSeq and is a predicted model, not a curated record. Lineage: Eukaryota; Metazoa; Chordata; Actinopteri; Salmoniformes; Salmonidae. Gene Ontology annotation, biological process: cell differentiation; regulation of transcription by RNA polymerase II.
UCUAGAGUAUAAAGCCUUUCACAGGUAUAUCCAGCAGCAGGUGUAUCUAUGGAACUAGAGCGAGAGAGAUAAAGGGAGAGAAACAAGGUAAAGAAGGAGAUAAACCGUGGAGUAUAUUGACAAAAUCUUGGAGUGAAUCACAAACACUGGACUCUAAAACAAACAGUGGAUUACUAUUGAUCUAACACCUUCUCAUUGCUGCCUGUCGGUUGCCUCAGAAUCAGAGAGCCCAUGUCGUCUGCCAGUGAGCUGUGUAGGAUCUUGACCAACGCCAACAUGACCAUGUACCAGACUGGAAGCUCUGAACCCCUGCAGCCUCAGCCGCUGCAGCCCAGUCUCACCACCGUGUCUCUGCCCGCCACAGGAGACCUGCUGCAGCUCUCAGACCUCUCCACAUGCAGCUCGAGCAUACUGGUUCAAUGGUAUGACCAGAACCCUCAGUACUGGAGCAAGCAGAAUGUGUUGGAGUGGAUCAGCUUCUAUGUGGAGGGCAAUAAGUUUGAUGCCAGCACACUGAGCCUAUCCUGCUGCUUCAUGGACGGAUCCACGCUCUGCCAACUGACCAGAGAUCAGUUGUUAAACAUGUUUGGAAUGUCCCUCGGGGCUCAGCUCUACCAAAGCCUGAUGGAACUCAAGGCCAAAUAUGAUCUAAAUGAGACCUGUAAGCUCCUGGACAACUUCCUGCAUGAGUUUCUAGACUUUCCUCUGCUCAGCACAGUAGAAGUAAAUGAAGUUGUGAAAGAGACAAGCUACAACGAUUUCUCACACGUCUUCAAGAACUUCAACUUCGAUAACAUGAAGCCGCUCAGCGACCACGGAUACGAGUCCGACAGCAUGCACAGCUCCUCAUCAGGUGGAAUGCUCAGCUUCCAGAACCCCAGCUCUCCAGAAUCCAGGAGCAGUGAGUCCGACCCAGAGUUCUCCUACCCUCAGAUAGCCAAAAUGCACAUAAAGACAGAGAGGGGAGAGAUACUGAAGAGAGGCAGAGGAAGACCUCCCAAACACAGCCACGAUCCCAGACACUACCAGACCUCCAAGAAGAGCAAACAUGCGCCCCGUGGGACCCACCUGUGGGAGUUCAUUAGGGACAUCCUGAUCCACCCAGAGCUGAACCAGAACCAGGGACUUAUGAAGUGGGAGGACCGCAGUGAGGGCGUCUUCAAGUUCCUCAAGUCUGAGGCUGUGGCCCAGCUGUGGGGGCAGAAGAAGAAGAACAGCAGCAUGACAUACGAGAAGCUCAGCCGUGCCAUGAGAUACUACUAUAAGAGAGAGAUCCUGGAUAGGGUGGACGGUAGACGGCUGGUCUAUAAGUUUGGGAAGAACUCCACCGGCUGGAAGGUGGAAGAGACCAGGCUGCAUGGCAUGUGAGACACAAGAGUGGCGGGGGUGUUAACUGGACAGAGCAGUCCCUUCUGUCCUAUUGUACUGUAGAUAGGUCAACCCACUCUCUGGUCAACAGCCCUAUACCUGAAAUAAUAUAAAGACACUAACUUCUCUUCUUCCAGGGGAGGUGUUGCAGAAAAGCCAGUGUUUUUGGCUCCAGUAGGUUUUAUGAACCAGUAUUGAUAUUUUACUGUAACUAGUAUGUUUGUAUGUUUAACUGUGUAUCUGGAUUUUGGGUCAGGAAUUGUUGUGGAUGCCGCUUUGGGCCUACAAGAUGGAAUGUCUGUUUUCAGUUAUAUUCUCCAUGGGAUAGAUAAUGAGAAAAAGGCAUUUAUGAUUGCAUUUAUAGAAACACUUUAUAUUGUGUGGGAGUAACUCACCUUAUGUGUCACUAUGACAACCACCUGGGUAUAUGGGCAUUAUAGUUUUUACUGUGGCAAUAUCAGCACCGGGCACAUAUAUUGAUCUGUUUUUGAAGUGCUUGUUUAUUUAUAUGUUUUAUAUUUACUGAGGGACAGUAGCACUUAACUAUAAUUGCAUAUGUCUAAUUGCAAGACGGCUGGUUGCAAAACUUGUGACUUCUAAAAUGAGCCAUUGUUUAGAAUCAAAUCAAAUAACAUUUUAAUUGUCACAAGAAGUGUAGACUUGCAGUGAAAUGCUUACUUACAGGUCCAUUUCCAACAAUGUAGAGUUAAAGAUAAAGAUUAUAGUGUUUUAAAAUAUUAAAAAAGAGAAGAGCCUCAUGUUGUGUUUUAACCUUGGUAUUAAAGGGCUUGUGUUUAAUGAUAAAUCUGAUAUGGAGGGAGGAGAUAACUGGAGGACAAAAAAGAGAGAGAGAAGAGAGAGAGAGGAGUAACUAAAUGAAGGGAUACUCAUUAUAAACUAUUGGUGACAUGAAGUGUAUUUCGCUCUUUCAGCGUGAAUGUUGUCUAUAAAGUAUAUGUCCUUUAUAGCCAUAUAAAUAUUCAUGUACCUCACCAGACCAAACCGACAUCAAAACAGUUUGUAUUAAUAAUCAGUUUCAAACAAAUCAAUGACUGUUCUAUAUAAUUGUUUAUUAUGUUAUUCAGCUGAUCUUUACUUCUUCUGGAUCACUCAAUAUCAUGUGUAUGAGAAUUACAUCUCAGAUUGUAUCGUUUCUGAUAUAUUUACACCCAUGUAUGUACAGGAUAUUGUUUUAUUUUGUGUUAGAUUUGUUUAUUUUUUAUUUUUACGGAAAUAAACUAUGUUUGAAAUAAU